ACCGUUGAAGUUCAAUUUGAAGCUAGGAAUUUUGAAUAUUGUAUGCGCAUUGUAAUGAAAAAAGGAACUGCUAUGGAACGAGCAUUCUGUGAGUUCCAAUAUUUAUUCCAGGAUUGUGUCUGCUCAUAUUUUCCUACUUUGAUCAAGAAGGGAUGCAUGCAUAAUAUCAAAUACCCACAGGGUCCUUUCAAAGACGUUAAUCUUUAUCCUUGUGUUACAAAUAAAUAGCUGAAAAGCGACACCUACAACGCUCUUACUUUAUAAUUCUCUGAUAAUUUCUUACUGGCAAAAUUCGCUCACGAUAUGGAGGAAGUGUGCUACAAACUAGCUUAUACAAAACUGUCCUUCCGGAACCAGAGUGCUGUACUACCAGUCUUUCAUCUGAAAAAUGGUGUUUGAGAGAUGAUCUUUAUGAUCUUGUCACAAAUUCUAUGCAAGAGAUCUGAGCUCUGUUUAUGGUCUGAUCUCCACCGCUUUUGGCAUGGAACUACUAAUUACUAUUAUUUGCCCGUACUCAAUUUCCCACCCAUUGAGAAGAAACACUUUGAGGAAUACAUUGAUAAUGGCAUGUCGAAAAAAGAGAUGAUGUGAGUUAGAAAUGAAAUAUGGCGCCAAAAGAAUGACACAAGAAGCUGAUGCUUUGAUUCAGAUAAGUUUUCAGAGUAGCUGUAUAUAAAGAGGGCUCCAAUGGGAAGAGAUUCUCUUGCUGUAAAGUAAUCAUCGAAAGAAUUGGGGGGCGUAAUGAAAUUGUUGUGCAUGGCGUGCGAUGGCUUGUUUCGCUUUCUUUGUGGGGAAGAGCUGUACUAUUCUUCGCUCUAUGAUUAUUAUCAUAUUCCGACUAUAAAUUGCUACAAAUAG
This is a messenger RNA of Lachancea fermentati, 858 nucleotides long. The record is from the annotation of a GenBank genome assembly. NCBI's taxonomy places the organism in Eukaryota, Fungi, Ascomycota, Saccharomycetes, Saccharomycetales, Saccharomycetaceae.